This is a messenger RNA of Penicillium concentricum, 906 nucleotides long. RefSeq names its product putative calmodulin-binding protein Sha1 (gene sha1). The coding region runs from base 1 to 906 and encodes 301 amino acids. NCBI's taxonomy places the organism in Eukaryota, Fungi, Ascomycota, Eurotiomycetes, Eurotiales, Aspergillaceae. The record is from RefSeq and is a predicted model, not a curated record. The transcript has a single exon.
AUGAAACCUCACUUCUUGUUGGGAAGCCUCGACGCCAAAACAGGUCUUCUCGACGAAGGUCCCACUCCCCGCUCGUCGAGGCGCGAGUCUUCAAGACGAUGCAAUACAAUAUACAUUCCAUCCGAUGACUCUAUCACUCCUACCGUCUUCAUGGGUCUUUAUAGUUCACCUAAGCGGCAAAUCAAAGACGCCAGCCCACAUAUCUCAGGGAAUAAUGAGGCCAACAGCUUCAAGUCACAGCUUGCUAGACGCCAGCCACAAAAGCCGUUGGCAAGAUCUACAUGGAGAGCUCCGCUCCAGCAAAGCUUGAAAGUUCUCCAGGCAGGGGCGACAACAGUUGAUGUCCCUGGAACAGGUGGCGGCAAAGAAAACAUCCCACCUGGAAUUUCUGCCAAUACCAACAACAAAAGCAAGAUGGAAAACCAUGCACCGAUGUCCAAGAUAGCCCGUCCAGUCGUACAAAACACAACUCCCAGAACACGCAUAAUAACCAAGCCCAAAGAAGUGCGAAAAGAGCCAUUGAUGCGAGUGGCUCCGGGUAAAGCCCAAGGGAAUGUCGUCAGAGUCCCCAAAAAGAUAGAAUUUUCAUCAUCGCUUGACAAUGCUUGGGCCUCUGCCUUAAUGCGUGCCUUCUCCGCCAUCGUUAUUCAACGGGCAUGGCGGUCUUCUAAAGAACGACGAAAUAAACACGCGUGUGAUAUCGCCACGGUCAGGGUAGAGGCCGCAUAUGAGGUGAUUACUCGAUGGUGGCGUGGCGUCAAAGCCUGCAAGCUGCAAGAGCAGACAGAGCAGGUGAAGCUGAAGGAGCGCACUGAACAAACUCUUCGACGCAAACCUGCUGGUCCGAGAUCGUCUGUUCGCCAGAGCCACCAAAAUUCUGGCCGGCGAGGUAUUCGGCGCCUCUAA